UAUUGAUGUCACGUAUUAUAUGAAUGACUCGCAAACAUGUGUUUCAUUUCGUAAACGUAAACAUGUUUUGAAAAAGUUUUCAUAAUUUGAUUGAAAUUACAAUUCAUUUCAUAUUUGUGUCCCAAUUAUCACAAAACUAUCUUCAAAGCGGAUCCACUCGUAUCCUCGAGAUGUCCAUCACUUGCAGCCGAUGUCAGACUCAGAGACCAGUUCUCAAAAGACCCAAAAAUGGAUCAGCUCUUUGUAAGUCGUGUUUCUUCCACUGCUUCGAGACCGAAGUCCACGAGACUAUCACUUCGGGACAGCUCUUCAAACGCGGCGACAGAGUGGCGAUCGGCGCCUCCGGAGGCAAAGACUCGACUGUAUUGGCGUAUGUCAUGAAACUGCUGAACGAACGGUACGACUACGGACUGGAUCUACAGCUGCUGUCCAUCGAUGAGGGCAUCGCUGGCUAUAGGGAUGACUCGCUGGAGACCGUCAAACGUAAUCAAAGCCAAUACGGACUGCCGCUGAAGAUCCUGUCGUACGACGAGCUCUACGGCUGGACUAUGGAUGCGGUGGUGCGGGAGACGGGUCUCCGCAAUAACUGCACGUUUUGCGGCGUAUUCAGGCGCCAGGCGCUGGACAGGGGCGCCGCCGCCAUCCAGUGCGAUGUGAUCGCCACCGGACACAACGCCGACGACAUCGCGGAGACGAUACUCAUGAAUAUAUUGCGCGGAGAUAUCGCGCGCCUCAAGAGGGCCACCAAUAUAGUGACCAAUUGUGGCGAUGAUAGCGAGCCGUCCGACGAGAGUACCAUCGCUCGCGUCAAGCCAUUCAAGUACUGCUACGAGAAGGAGAUAGUACUCUACGCCUACUUCCAGAAGUUGGACUACUUCUCGACGGAGUGCAUAUACGCCCCCAACUCGUACCGCGGCUUUGCCCGCACUUUCCUCAAGGACUUGGAGUCCGUUCGGCCGUCAGUUAUAUUAGAUAUCAUUCAUUCGGGAGAAGUAAUGGCGCUCAAGGAGAGCGUGCGACUGCCCCCGAGGGGCACCUGUACUCGCUGUGGCUUCAUAUCGAGUCAGUCCGUGUGUAAGGCGUGUGUUAUGCUUCAGGGACUCAACAAUGGUUUACCCAGACUUGGGAUCGGGAAGAGUAGUAAAGUGCUGGACAUUCGCAGACCUGUUGUCCAUAAGUCUAAUAAAUUGCAGUUUUGAGUCGCUUUUCAUUUGAUGAAACAAUUUAUUUAUUUGAACUUAACAUUGAU
Oppiella nova is the source of this 1249-nucleotide messenger RNA. The record is from the annotation of a GenBank genome assembly. NCBI's taxonomy places the organism in Eukaryota, Metazoa, Arthropoda, Arachnida, Sarcoptiformes, Oppiidae.